CGGUGUCGCGUGGUGGAUUGUGGGCAUUUCUAUAGUAGCAGUUUGAAGUGAGAUAUUUUGGUUGUGGAUUUACGUUGUCAGGAUGCCGGAGCUUGCAGUAGAAAGAGUUGUUGUGCAUCCGCUCGUGCUUCUCAGUGUUGUUGAUCACUUUAACAGAAUUGGAAAAAUUGGUAAUCAGAAACGAGUGGUUGGUGUGUUGCUUGGCUCUUGGCACAAGAAGCUACUUGAUGUGUCUAACAGCUUUGCAGUUCCCUUUGAUGAAGAUGACAAAGAUGAUAGCGUGUGGUUUUUAGACCAUGAUUACCUGGAGAACAUGUAUGGGAUGUUUAAAAAAGUCAAUGCUAGAGAGCGAAUAGUUGGCUGGUACCACACUGGUCCAAAGCUUCACAAAAAUGACAUUGCAAUUAAUGAGUUAAUGAAGCGAUACUGUCCUAAUUCAGUGCUGGUAAUCAUUGAUGUGAAGCCAAAGGACCUUGGAUUGCCAACAGAAGCCUAUAUAUCUGUUGAGGAGGUUCAUGAUGAUGGAACACCGACUUCUAAGACUUUUGAACAUGUGACUAGUGAAAUUGGAGCUGAAGAAGCUGAGGAGGUUGGGGUAGAGCAUUUACUGCGUGAUAUCAAGGAUACCACAGUGGGGACCUUGUCCCAGCGAAUUACUAACCAGGUUCAGGGCCUUAAGGGACUGAAUUCUAAACUGUUGGACAUCAAAUCUUAUCUAGAGAAAGUGGCAGUUGGCAAACUUCCUAUCAACCAUCAAAUCAUCUACCAACUUCAAGAUGUAUUCAAUCUUCUUCCUGAUGUUAACUUGCAUGAAUUUGUUAAAGCUUUCUACUUGAAGACCAAUGACCAGAUGUUAGUGGUAUACCUUGCAUCACUGAUCCGUUCAGUUGUUGCUCUUCAUAACCUUAUUAACAAUAAGAUUGCAAACCGAGAUGCAGAGAAAAAAGAAGGGCAAGACAAAGACGAAGGUAAAAAAGAGAAAAAAGAAGAAAAGGAAAAAGAAAAGGAAAAGGGUGAUGUUAAGAAAGAGGACAAAAAGGAUAAAAAAUAAAGCACAUAAAUCUUUUUACUUGUACAUUUAGAAAGACUACCAUUUGUUAAGGGAAGCUGCUGGCAGUUUUUAGGGAGCUGCUGCCUGACUACCAGAUGAGUACUUCACUUGUAUGACUGCAGUAGGCAUUUUGCAUGCAUCUGCAUACUGUGGGAUGGACUUAAGAAAUGCUGAAUUGCCACUGGUUCAUAUUUAUGACUGAACAGUCCCACUUAAAAUCUGGUACAGAGAGAAGCAAGUGGAAUGGUGGUAGAACCUCUUUCAAUCAGGGUUUUUGAUAUGUUCUGCACAAUUGUCUAGUGUAAGAUGUAGCCAUCCAAACCAAGUCUGAGCUAAGGUUUCUGUAAGAACAUCAUUUAGACAAAGUCAUUUUUCUGUUUAGUACUGCUAGUACAGCACCCAGUUUUUUUCCCCAAGUGUGUAAAUUUUUUCUUGCACAACAGUCUUGAUGGUAUUGUUUUUCCAGAAUACUCGCUGAUGUAUUUCUCAGUGCCACAUGCAGUUUGAGCCAAGUUUGGCCACUCUUUCUUGGUGAUAAAAUAAGAGUCAUUAAAAGCAUACAAGUUGCAAGUUACUAAAGUAA
This is a messenger RNA of Protopterus annectens (West African lungfish), 1634 nucleotides long. RefSeq names its product proteasome 26S subunit, non-ATPase 7 (gene PSMD7). Bases 83 to 1051 code for a protein of 322 amino acids. Gene Ontology annotation, biological process: proteasome-mediated ubiquitin-dependent protein catabolic process. Gene Ontology annotation, cellular component: proteasome complex; proteasome regulatory particle. The transcript has 7 exons. NCBI's taxonomy places the organism in Eukaryota, Metazoa, Chordata, Ceratodontiformes, Protopteridae. Gene Ontology annotation, molecular function: protein binding; metallopeptidase activity. The record is from RefSeq and is a predicted model, not a curated record.